Messenger RNA from Lichtheimia ornata, 1323 nucleotides. RefSeq lists its product as uncharacterized. The record is from RefSeq and is a predicted model, not a curated record. The coding region runs from base 1 to 1323 and encodes 440 amino acids. The transcript has a single exon. Lineage: Eukaryota; Fungi; Mucoromycota; Mucoromycetes; Mucorales; Lichtheimiaceae.
AUGGACGACGAUAACACGACCGUUUUGCCUAUCCAGUUCCAGUUGCUCUACAACUAUGAUAUCAGCACUGAAUAUGACAGCCUACGUAAACGCAAAACCCAUAUGCAUCCAGCAUUGGCGUGUGAGCUUAAUGGAGUACGCAUCUAUCGACUCAUCGACUACAACUUGGAGCAACAUUACGUUUCAGCUGGGCAAUUGUGGCGAGCAUGUGGGUUGACAAUAACUGAAGGGCUCUUUCUCUUUGACCUUCGUGUCUCUGACUAUGAGGUGGACUUUUUAAUACCCCAUUUUCCUUUUUGCGACGUGUGGGUUACGGUGACCAAGGCACGACAUAUGGCAAGCAUCCUCAACGUUGAAACUGAGCUAGAGCUCUUGUGCCUGGUAGAUCACGAUCCCAUAUUUUCAUCCGACAAUAUCACCCGUGGAGAAUUGGUUCACAACUGGAAAGUCGAAGCUAUCCCCAAUGCAUUGUAUUCAACACGUGCACUCCUUGAAACGCCUGUGAAUAUGCCAAUCGAAAGCUUGACAGGGCAACGAAAGAUCAGAACACAAAUCUCACGUAAUCGACAGCCUGGGAUGGUGUGCAAGGAUAGACUUGAGACUGGAUUAGUGCGGCUCGCCAUAGCAGCGUAUGAGGCAUUCAUAUCUUCAUCUUAUCAACAUCACGAGGAAUCAUCACAUUCGACAUCUGAAGAGGGCAUUACCACACAAGCGGACGCAUUAUGGGAUGUCUUUCAAGGCCUACUAUUCGAUUUUCAGAAUUUGACAUUGCAAAAACAACAAGAUGGACGUGUAUUUCAAGACAGCAUGAUGAUUGGGAACAUGCCUCUUCGACGUGAAUACCUCCGUCAAGGCAAUGCAUUACAACGUGUGUAUGUGGCAGGCAUGACUGAAAAAUUAUUCGCUGAAUUACAACGACGGCCCUCCCAACCACCUCCUCCUCCACAACAAUCACAACCACAACCACCAACACCAACAGCAGCAGCACAUGUAACAUCUCCACAUGCAUCCACACCAACACCUGCAGAGGAAAAGCAUUAUCAACACCAUCCAACAACCACUACUUCUUCCAACAGCCUGUUAAGUGAUCCCCAUAUCAUGCUGCAUGAUCGAAUGGAUACUCUUGAGCAAGAAUUAUACCGAAUGAAACGGAAGGCCAAGCGAAGAGCAGAUGAUCUUCAACUUGAGGUUCAAGAAUUGCAGCAUCAGGUGGUCACUCUUGAAACAUGGAAAACGAGAAAUGAGCGAUCAAGAAAGAGUGAGCGACUUUGGAUCUUAAUGGCCGCACUUUCAGUCAUUGUUACGUUGUGGAUGUUUGGCUAG